This is a messenger RNA of Elaeis guineensis (African oil palm), 2299 nucleotides long. The record is from RefSeq and is a predicted model, not a curated record. NCBI's taxonomy places the organism in Eukaryota, Viridiplantae, Streptophyta, Magnoliopsida, Arecales, Arecaceae.
AGGGGGAUUCGCCACAUGAGCAUUAACCACCACUUGCAAUGCAUCUCCCUGCUGAGAGACUGCAAGACCCUCAGCCACCUCAAACAAAUCCAUGCGCAUGCCUCCAAGACCGGCCUCGACGCCGACCCCCUCAUCGCCGGGAAGCUCCUCCUCCUCGCCGCCACCACCCUCGCCGACGCAUUGGACUACUCUCGCCGCCUCUUUUCCCACAUCCCCUCCCCCGACCCCUUCAUGUACAACACCCUCAUCCGCGGGCUCUCCGAAUCCGAUCACCCCCACCACUCCCUCCUCACCUACAACCAAAUGCGGCGGGACUCGGUCCCUCCUGAUAGCUUCUCGUUCGCCUUCGUCCUUAAGGCGGCUGCCAAUUGUAAGUCACCGAACGUCGGGUGGCAACUCCAUUCUCACGUCAUUCAUCAUGGUUUUGAGUCACAUCUCUUCGUUGGGACUACGCUCGUCAGCAUGUAUGCGGAACGUGGCUGCCUGGCCUCUGCUCGGAAGGCGUUCGAUGAUAUACCCCAACCAAACGUCGUUGCUUGGAAUGCCAUUGUAACUGCUUGUUUUCGGGUGGAUGAUGUAGAGGGCGCGGAGAGGCUUUUCGAACGAAUGCCCUGGAAGAAUUCGACUUCUUGGAAUGUCAUGCUUGCGGGUUACACAAAAGCUGGUGAGUUGGGGUCUGCGAGGAGUUUAUUUCUUUCAAUGCCUAACAAGGAUGCGGUAUCCUGGAGUACCAUGAUCACUGGCUUUGCCAGCAAUGGGCUUUUCGGUGAUGCUUUCGGCUUCUUUCGGGAAUUGCUGAGGGAGGGAUGCAGGCCGAAUGAGGUGAGCUUGACUGGUGUCCUCUCAGCAUGUGCUCAAGCAGGGGCUUUAGAGUCGGGCAAGAUCUUGCACGCGCACAUAGAGAAGGCUGGGCUUGGUAGCAUUAUCUCUGUGGGCAAUGCACUCUUGGACAUGUAUGCAAGGUGUGGGGGCAUUCUUAUGGCGUCUAGAGUUUUUGAUUGGGAGAUGGAGAAGAAGAGCAUUGUGUCUUGGACAUCAAUGAUUGCAGCACUAGCAAUGCAUGGCUAUGGAGAGGAGGCAAUCCAACUUUUCCAUAAAAUGGAGGAGCACAGGAUGAGGCCUGAUGGAAUAACCUUCAUCUCCGUGCUGUAUGCUUGCAGCCAUUCAGGAUUGAUGGAACAAGGACAUAAAUUUUUCCAGGAAAUGGAAAGUACAUAUGGAAUUGAGCGGUCGAUCGAGCAUUAUGGCUGCAUGGUUGAUCUCUAUGGGCGAGCAGGACUACUGGAUAAGGCCUAUGAGUUCAUAACCAACAUGCCUAUGAAACCCAAUGCCAUAAUCUGGAGGACAUUGCUUGGGGCCUGCAGCAUUCAUGGAAAUGUUCGAUUGGCAGAGCAUGUGAGGGAAAAGCUAUCAGAGCUUGAUCCCAGUGACUCUGGUGAUUAUGUUCUACUUUCCAAUAUCUAUGCUGUGGCUGGAAAAUGGAAGGAUGUUGCUAGUGUGAGGAGGUCUAUGAGCGAACAGAGAAUUCAGAAGACUCCUGGUUGGAGCUCGAUCGAGGUUGAUAAGGUUGUGUACACAUUUGUUGCAAGCGAUGACAUAAGUGAUGUGAAAGAGGAGGCUCAUAAAAAAUUGACUGAGGUAAUGCUGAGACUUAAGAUGGAAGGCUAUGUCCCAGAGAUCAUGAGUGUUUUGCAUGAUGUUGAGGAGGAAGAGAAGGAGGAUGCCAUUUUGAGGCACAGUGAGAAACUUGCGGUGGCUUUUGGGUUGGCAAGAAUGCAUGGGGAGAGUGUCAUAAGGAUUGUGAAGAAUCUGAGGAUAUGUCCGGAUUGCCAUACUGUAAUGAAGCUGAUAUCAAAGGUGUACAAAAGGGAGAUUGUGGUGAGGGAUCGCAGUCGAUUUCACUCUUUCAGCGAGGGUUCCUGUUCUUGCAGAGAUUACUGGGAACAGCUCAAAAGUUAAUGCCUGUCCAAACUUGCUGCUGGUUCAAAGAGGCAUCUAGCUGCGGAUAAGGUGGGAAUUGGAUGGACUUGCCUACCAAAUUCCACGGAACAUGGCUUUGCCACAUGGUUGGAUUCUUUACAAAAACCAAAAGGUACGUAUUUUUGAAGACAGACUGAGUUAAUUCAUGGUACUUCAAGAGACCUACUACGUGAAGCCAUUUAAAAGAGGAUAUGAGACAGUAUAUUGCCCCAUCUCAUUCGCUCUGGAUUUCGUACGUUCCUAACCACGUGCAUUACUUUGACUGGCUAAUUCUAGUUUUUAAGUACAAGAAAAGUGUGAUCCAUGUAACUCACUGAGU